Macrobrachium nipponense is the source of this 1523-nucleotide messenger RNA. Its product is annotated as anaphase-promoting complex subunit 10-like. The coding region runs from base 79 to 579 and encodes 166 amino acids. Lineage: Eukaryota; Metazoa; Arthropoda; Malacostraca; Decapoda; Palaemonidae. Gene Ontology annotation, cellular component: anaphase-promoting complex. Gene Ontology annotation, biological process: protein K11-linked ubiquitination; anaphase-promoting complex-dependent catabolic process. The record is from RefSeq and is a predicted model, not a curated record. The transcript has a single exon.
GUAACUUCUCAGCAGCCGUUCGCCACCGUUACAAGUGAAGGACGACCAUCUCGGAAAAGCUGUACAGGAACUGAAAGAAUGCGAGAUAUCGGGAACCAAGCCGUGUGGACAGUGUCCUCCUGCAAACCUGAAUUCGACGUAGGAAAGCUUCGUGAUGAAUCUCUCCAGACGUAUUGGCAAUCGGACGGCGAUCUUCCCCAUCUGAUCAGCAUACAGUUCCAGAGGAAGACGAUCGUCGAGGACGUGUGGGUUUACACACAACACGAGAUAGACAAAAGUUACACCCCGAGUAGGAUAUCCGUCAGAUCGGGGACGCACUUCAACGAUCUGCAGGAGGUGAAGGUGAUAGACUGCGUGGAACCGAACGGCUGGGUUUAUAUUCCCUUGAACGAUUAUCUCGAGCCCCCUUUUCGCACGUUCAUGUUACAAUUGGCCGUUGUGUUGAAUCACGACGACGGACAGGACACUCGCAUUCGUCAGAUUAGGGUUCAUUCUCCUGUCGGAAUGCCUGUUGUAGCGGUGGACUGCCAAGGGUAUUUCACGUCACCCAUUUUUAAAAGUUUCGCGUUCAUUAGGUAAAUGGUUUUGUAGAGUUUUGAGUGGUUUUUAAUUUACGUUUAAGAAUGACAUGAUUUGGUCUAAGACGUGUAAUUAUGAUUAUGAAAUUCAAGUAAGUGUGAAGGAUGUAACUACUGUAGUAUCAUUCGUUUAGUGCUUAGUGUUCGUAUGUACGAUCACCAUAAUUAUCUAGGGUAACAAAUGAGUAUAGGAUGUAUCUUAGGUUAUAUUCUUAUUAGCUAGUACAAGAGUAUAUGUGUUGCACCCUCACUUUCAUAUACAUUUAAAGAACAGGCACUUUUUAUAAACGAUUCUUUUGCAAGAGUUCUUUUGCAAGGAUUUCGAUUUUAUGGAAAUGUUGAACCUACAGGAUAUUAGGUUUUUUUUUUUAAUAUUUAUACUAGGGACCAAAAUCUUGCAUAUUUCAUAACUUGUAUGUUUCUUUCCAUGCGUGGUUUUAAUAAUACAUAAUGAAUGGUACCAAAACAAAAAGCCAUUUAUGCUGUAAAUACUCAGUCUAUGUUGACCGAGACUGUUUAUAUAUUUACUUAUACAGAUUUUGGUUUCUAUAACAUAUUGUGCAAUAUUCAUCUAAAUAUAUUUUCAUUUUAGCAUUGUUUUAUAUACGGAAGCUUAAUGGUCUUCUAUUACUGUCCACCACUUCUGCUGUUAAGAGUUGUCGACUAGGUUCCAGUUUGGAAAUAUUUUUUUUAGAAAUCCGUAAGUUAUGUUGUUAUAAAUGGCAUGGGUUGUAUACGAACCUUUUAUACUCUUGUAAUUACUGUUGGUGAUUUGUUAAUGGAUGUUUUAUAUGUACAUAUGGUACAAGAGUGUUUUUGUAUCUGUUGGUUUGAUUUUAUGCUCUUUUGAUGUUAUAAGUCUCAGGGAUAUGACAUUGUAAAAGUGAUCUUACACAUUUUGAGUAAUUUAUGCAGGAUAUGUCAUUAAAAGAGAAAAUGAGCCAA